Molecule: messenger RNA, 1719 nt
Organism: Chara braunii
Lineage: Eukaryota; Viridiplantae; Streptophyta; Charophyceae; Charales; Characeae
Source: the annotation of a GenBank genome assembly
UCUGAGCAGGGUUCAAAUUUUCCAUAAGACCCCGGUGUCUUUUGGGCCUCAAAUCUUUUCGUCACGCCCCUACCGGUACCGGUCCCUAAUUUGCGGGAUGCCCCUACCGGAUGGCCGUUAAAAGCCAGCGGGCUAUUUUUCGAGAUGCCCCUACCGGUACCAUUUGCUGCCAAGCGAUUUGCUGCCAAGCCAUUUGCUGCUAUGUCAUCUGAUGCCACAUCAUCUUCUGCUAAGUCAUCUUAUGCCACGUCAUCUGCUGCCAGUCCAUUUGCUACCAAGCCAUUUGCUGCCAUGUCAUCAUCUGCUGCCUCAUCAGCUGAUGUCACAGCAUCUGCUGCCAAGUCUUCCACAACUGCCACAUCUGCUACUGCUUUCCCAGAUGCAGGGGCGGCUCCCUCUUCCGACAAACCAAAGGAUGUUAGUGGUGGACAGUCUGAGUCAACGAAGAGGGCAACGGCAACCUCAAUGAAUGCAGGAAAGAAGAAGUCUGGGACGAGAAUCAGGGGGCAGGCGUUGGCUCUUGCGAGUCCCUAUCUCGUCUCAUCUGAAGGUUACAAUCGAUGGAAGAAGAUGAUGAAGGAGGAGAGGGGUGUUCUGAUGGCGAUGCACGGCUAUGGCUGGUUGGUGGACUAUUGGCCAUCGCAUAUUCAAAUACGUAGACCAGUUAGACAAAGUCCUCGUCAAAAGAUUGACCGACCCUUACGUAGUAAGGAAUUAGAGAUUGGAGGCGGAGGAGGAGAUGGAGGAGACGAUGGAGAUGAUGGGGACAAGAAAGGGAAGGGUCCCAAGAAGGUGGAAGACGGUGAAGCGGAGGAAUCCAGGCAAAAGAUGAAGGUGAAGUUGCCUUGGACUUAUACGGGGAAAAAGGAAGAGAGCAUUUUCCACUGGGAGGCGGCUAUGGACACACACCUGUACGCACAAAAGAUUAUGUACUGGGACCGUGUGUUAAUGGCGAGUUCAUGCAUGGCAGGAGACGCAAUUAGCUUCGCUAUCUCUUUGAUGAAAGAGGCUGGCUGCACGACCAUGGUCCAGUAUUCACAGCGGACAGGAAUCGAGGACUUCUUCAGAGCCCUUACAGAAAGGUUUGAAGAUAAGAACCUGGCCCGUAGGAUUGAGUCUUCGAUCCUUAACAUUGGUGAUCAUAAGUGGAAGAGUGCGUCGGCUCUCAAAGCCACUAUGGAUGAACUUCUGCAGUGUCCGGAUCAUGGACUGGCACCUACACAGAUUCUGAAUAACUUCGCCAAAGCACGCCCAAAUCCACUAAGAACCCAACUUUAUCCCUGCACUAAAGAGGAAGGAAUGACAUACGAGAAGUUUAGUAAGAUCGUAGUAGAUCACGCUGGCUUCCUGCAAGAGGCACAAUAUUGCCAUUACUGGAAAGACCUGCAGCCCGCGGGGGAGGGCGACAAGGAGGAAGAGGCCGUGGAAGAGGAGGCCACAGCCGUGGUGGAGGAAGAGGACCCGCCGCCCAGAGGGUUAGUGGCGAAGGUGGAGGAUGGCGAUGGUCACGACGGGAGCGGUGGCAGCGAUGGGACUGAUGGCAGUGGCAAGGAGGACGAAGGCGAAGGCGAGGAGAAAGAUGGUUGUUCGUCGGAGGAAGAGGGCGACUCCGGAUCAGAACCCCCGUCUAAAUUGCGCAAGACAUGCCACUGACGCGCGCGCGCACGAGGGAGAGAGAGAGAGAGAGAGAGAGAGAGCACUGACAGUGCUGCCAGUCUG